UCUCUUUAAGCUUUCAUCCAGAAACUCUCCAACAAUGGCUUCCUCUACCCAAAAACCCUCUUCUUCUUCUUCUACCUCAAUCCGUCAAUAUAACUUCGAUGUGUUCUUGAGUUUUAGAGGUGAAGAUACCCGCAACAAUUUUACGGAUCAUUUAUUCGAAAAUUUGGUUCGGAUGGGGAUUAACACUUUCAGAGACGAUCAACUUAAAAGAGGAGAAGAGAUCAAAUCAGAACUUUUAAAAACUAUUGAAGAAUCAAGAAUUUCCAUAGUUGUGUUCUCAAAAGACUAUGCUCAGUCCAAGUGGUGUUUGGAUGAGUUAGCGAAGAUCAUGGAGUGCAGGGAUAAAAUGGAACAAAUAGUCUUCUCGGUGUUCUACCACGUGGAUCCUUCUGAUGUGCGAAAGCAAACAGGGAGCUUCGGAGAGGCAUUUUCCAUUCACGAAAGAAAGGUAGAUGAGAAGAAGGUGCAAAGGUGGAAGGAUUCCUUGACCGAAGCAAGCGAUCUAAGUGGCUUCCAUGUGAAUGAUGGGUAUGAGUCAAAGCAUAUUAAGGAAAUUACUAACGAGAUUUGUAAAAGAUUGAAUCCCAAGCUUUUGCAUAUUGAUGAUGUUAUAGUUGGGAUGGAUUUUCGCCUUAAAGAACUAAAAUCAUUGUUAAGUAGUGACUUGCAUGACAUUCGUGUGGUUGGGAUCUACGGAACUGGUGGAAUUGGUAAAACUACCAUUGCCAAGAUUGUUUAUAAUGAGAUCCAAUGUCAAUUCACAAGUGCUAGCUUUCUUCAAGAUGUCAGAGAGACAUUCAACAAGCAUUGUCAACUUCAACUACAACAACAACUUCUUCAUGAUACAAUGGGGGAUGUUGAAGAGUUUAGCAAUAUCAAUAAAGGAAUCAAUAUAAUAAAGGCCAGACUUAGCUCAAAAAAGGUUCUUAUUGUAAUUGAUGAUGUGGAUCAGUUGCAGCAAUUAGAGUCAGUGGCCAGAAGUCCUAAAUGGUUUGGUCCAGGAAGUACAAUUAUCAUUACAACCAGAAACCAACAUUUGUUGGUUGAGUAUGGAGUGACUAUAUCAUAUGAGGCUACAGAAUUACAUAAUAGGGAAGCUCUUCAACUCUUCAGCCAACAUGCCUUUAAACAAAAUGUUCCUAAAGCAGAUUAUGUGAACCUCUCAAAUUGCUUGGUACGUUAUGCUCAAGGUCUCCCUUUGGCCCUUAAAGUUCUAGGUUCUUCUCUUCGAGGCAUGACAAUAGAUGAAUGGAAAAGCGCAUUGGAUAAAUUUAAAAAAAACCCUAUGAAGGAAAUUAAUGAUGUGCUUAGAAUAAGUUUUGAUGGGCUUGAUUCUUCUCAAAAGGAGGUUUUCCUUGACAUUGCGUGUUUUUUCAAAGGUGAAUGCGAAGAUGUCGUGUUAAGAAUAUUAGAUGGUUGCAAGUUAGAUCCAAUGUACAACAUAAGAGUUCUACGUGAUAGAUGUCUGAUAACUAUCUUAGACAACGUCAUACAAAUGCAUGACUUGAUACAACAAAUGGGUUGGGCAAUUGUUCGUGAAGAAUGUCCUGGAGACCCAAACAAAUGGAGUAGAUUGUGGGAUGUUGAUGAUAUUUAUGAUGCAUUUUCUAGACAAGAGGGGAUGAAAAAUAUUCAAACCAUAUCUUUGGACUUGUCUAGAUCAAAAGAAAUACAGUUCAGUACAAAAGUGUUUGCUAAGAUGAAGAAACUUAGGUUGCUUAAAAUCUAUUGCAAUGAUCAUGAUGGUUUGACAAGAGAAGAGUAUAAAGUGCAUCUUCCUAAAGACUUUGAUUUUUCUCAUAAUUUGAAAUAUCUUCAUUGGCAAAGAUGCACUUUGAGGUCUUUACCUUCAAGGUUUUAUGGAGAGCAGCUUAUUGAAAUCAACUUGAAGUCUAGCAACAUAAAAAAGCUUUGGAAAGGGAAUAAGUGUCUUGGAAAACUAAAGGGCAUUGAUUUAAGUAACUCAAAACAGCUUGUCAAAAUGCCUAAAUUCUCAAGCAUGCUGAAUUUGGAGAGACUGAAUCUUGAAGGUUGCUCAAGUUUGCGCGAACUUCAUUCAUCUAUUGGUGAUCUCAAAUGGUUGACUUACUUGAAUUUAGGAGGAUGUGAGCAGCUCCAAAGUUUACCUACUAGCAUGAAGUUUGAAUUUCUUGAAGUCCUUUAUCUCAAUCAAUGUCCAAAGUUGAAGAAGAUUCCUGAGAUCCAUGGGAAUAUGGGACAUUUGAAGGAACUUUAUUUAAAUGAGAGUGGGAUUAAAGAGCUACCAAGUAGCAUUGUGUAUUUAUCAUCUCUUGAAGUCCUUAAUCUCUCAAAUUGUUCAAACUUUGAGAAAUUUCCUGAGAUCCAUGGAAAUAUAAAAUUUUUGAGGGAGCUUCAUUUAGAAGGAUGCUCAAAGUUUGAGAAAUUUCCGGAUACAUUUACUUAUAUGGAAAAUUUAAGGAGGCUUCAUUUAUGUGAGAGUGGUAUUAAAGAACUCCCUGACAGCAUUGGGUAUUUGGAAUCUCUUGAAAUUCUUGAUCUCUCAUAUUGCUUAAAAUUUGAGAAAUUCCCAAAGAUAAGAGGGAAUAUGAAAUGUUUGAAGGAGCUUUCUUUAGAUAAGACUGCUAUUAAGGAACUCCCAAAUAGCAUUGGGUCCUUGAACUCUCUCAAAAUUCUUUCUCUUAGAAAAUGUUCAAAGUUUGAGAAAUUUUCAGAUGUAUUUAUCAAUAUGGGACUUUUAAGGGAGCUAAAUUUAUAUCAGAGUGGUAUUAAGGAACUCCCAGGCAGUAUUGGAUGUUUGGAAUCUCUUGAAAAUCUUGACCUCUCACAUUGCUCAAACUUUGAGAAAUUUCCAGAGAUCCAAGGAAAUAUGAAAUCCUUGAAGGAGCUUUCUUUAAAGAACACCCCUAUUAAGGAACUCCCAAAUAGCAUUGGGUGCUUGCAGGCCCUUGAAAUUUUUAAUCUCAGUGGUUGCUCAAAUCUUGAGAGAUUUCCUGAGAUCCAAAAAAAUAUGGGAAAUCUAUGGGCUCUUUCUCUAGACAAAACUGCUAUUAAAGGAUUACCCUGCUCGAUAGGUCAUCUCACUGGACUUGAUCACUUAAAUUUGGAAAACUGUAGAAACUUGAGAAGUCUUCCAGACAAUAUAUGUGGGUUGACAUCCCUUAAAGGCCUCUUUAUCAAUGGUUGUUCAAAUCUAGAGGUUUUUUCAGAGAUCACAGAGGAUAUGGAAGAAUUAAAACGCCUUUUGUUACGUGAAACGGGCAUAACAGGGCUGCCAUCAUCAAUUGAACACCUCAGAGGUCUUGAUUCCUUGGAAUUGAUCAAUUGUGAGAACCUUGUGGCUCUUCCCAAUAGCAUUGGUAGUUUGACACGUCUUACUAGUCUUCGUGUUCGUAACUGUACAAAGCUCCAUAACUUGCCUGACAAUUUGAGAAGCCUACGGUGUUGCCUAAUAGAACUAGAUCUAGGUGGUUGCAAUUUGAAGGAAGGAGAAAUCCCCAGUGAUUUAUGGUGCUUAUCCUCACUGGUAUCUUUAGAUGUAAGUGAAAACCAUAUUCGUUGCAUACCCGCUGGCAUCACUCAACUUUUUGAGCUUAAAACCCUUUACAUGAAUCACUGCCCGAUGCUUGAAGAAAUUGUAGAGCUUCCAUCAAGUUUAACAAAGAUGGAGGCACAUGGUUGUCCAUGCCUGGAAACAGAAACUUUCUCAAGUCCACUUUGGUCUUCUCUGCUCAAAUGCUUCAAAUCACCAAAUCAGUCAACAUUUUUUUGGCGGGGGAGAUUUGUCAUUCCAGGGAGUAGUGGAAUACCAGAGUGGGUAAGCCAUCAGAGAAUGGGGUGUCAAGUAAGAAUAGAGCUCCCAAUGAAUUGGUAUGAAGAUAACAACUUCUUAGGAUUUGUUCUAUUCUUCCAUCAUGUUCCUCUUGAUGAUGAUGAUGAAUGUGAGACAACAGAAGGUAGUCUUCCACAUUGUGAAUUGACGAUAUCCCAUGGUGAUCAAUCUGAACGACUGGUGAAGAUAUGGUUUUAUUCUGAUUGUAAAACCUACUGGAUUAGGGGUUUAUCAUGUGGCGACGAAUUGGACCCCUACUACAGUGGUAGCACAUCAGAUCCAGCAAUUUGGGUGACGUAUUUCCCUCAGAUUAACAUUCCCCGUGAGUAUCGAUCCAGUUGGUGGAACAACUUUAAGGCUCACUUCCACACUCAAAUCGGUUAUGGCUCUUUUAGCUGUGGCGAUAACACAUGCUUUAAAGUGAAAAGCUGUGGGAUACAUCUCUUGUACGCCCAAGAUCAGAUCCAUUGCCCUCAGCCGUCAAGAGGAAGCCUUGGUGACAGAGAAGAUCACCCAGCCAAGACAUUAAAGAUUCUCCAAAAGAUCAAAGCUUUAUUUAAACCCUAGCAAGAGAAAUCAAAUAAAAAAAAAUGAAGACAUCUCUAAUUUCCAACUCUACUCAACAAGGUAUGUCUUCUUCAUCUUUGUUUUUAUUGAAAGUUAAAAUAUUUACCAAAAUUAGCAGCAAAAAAUGUCCAAACAAUUUUUAAUAUGAUUACAUGCUUGGAAAAAUAUGAAGUUUGAUAUAGGAUUAGAUAUGGUCAAGUCAUUUCUAAACUGGUAGGCCAAACAAUUAUCAUAUGUUUUUCAAAUUGCACAAUUAUCUUAUAAGCAUGGGUUAAUAUUUAUUUUGCUCUUACUUUGCUUUAUUUUUAAAGAUGACAUUAUGAUAUACUCGUGGAACUAUGACUAAUCAUUGUCGUUGGUCAGGAUGUUAAUGGAAACAUGACUAACUAUUAGUCCUGGAAUUGGAAGUGGUGGCAGAGAUACAGUAUUGAACCAGAAUGAGAAUACCAUAAAAGAGACUCUUUGUUUGGAUUGUGAAUUUUAAUUUGUAUGUUUUAAAGCAUGGAUAAUUUGAACUGCGGAUUUAAUUUGUAUGUUUUUAGGUAUGAAUAAUUUUGUUUAUUUGAAGUUAUUCACAAGUGCUUUUAAGAAUGACUUUGACACAUUGAUAAAUUAUCUUCAUUUAUCUAUUAAGAUCA
Molecule: messenger RNA, 5016 nt
Organism: Vitis riparia (riverbank grape)
Lineage: Eukaryota; Viridiplantae; Streptophyta; Magnoliopsida; Vitales; Vitaceae
Product: disease resistance protein RPV1-like
Exons: 6
Coding region: 35-4378 (1447 amino acids)
Biological process (GO): defense response; signal transduction
Molecular function (GO): ADP binding; protein binding
Source: RefSeq, a predicted model, not a curated record